Panthera uncia (snow leopard) is the source of this 10662-nucleotide messenger RNA. It is a transcript of the gene CHD7, whose product is annotated as chromodomain helicase DNA binding protein 7. Bases 3166 to 10119 code for a protein of 2317 amino acids. The record is from RefSeq and is a predicted model, not a curated record. The transcript has 35 exons. NCBI's taxonomy places the organism in Eukaryota, Metazoa, Chordata, Mammalia, Carnivora, Felidae. Gene Ontology annotation, molecular function: ATP-dependent chromatin remodeler activity; ATP binding; protein binding.
CUGACCCCAAGCCUUGGUUAUUUAGCGUGGGUAACUUUAGCCGCACACCAAGUACACCAGACCUCCCCUGUCUUUGUUAUAGAGCUGCUUUAAAGAUGGCUUUAUUGUUGUCUGGAACAUCACAUCCGUAGCAGUGAGAGCUAGGGGGCCAACACGAAAUUAAACUCCCGACGUCUCGGGUUUGUCAUCCUUGACUCCGGGAUAGAUAAAGCUGAGUAUCUUCAUUUACUUCUGCAAGCGUCCCUUCCGCUGUUUAUGUGUACAUUAGUGUUAGCGUAUUGUUAAGAUACUCGUUCACUUAAAGCUUCCUUCACAUUUCUGAUUUUCUCUGAAGUUUGGUUGCCUGUCAAUCCUUUUAUUUUGCAGAACAAGAAACCAACAUGUAAUCUGUAGCUCGUCUUAAGUGUUCUGACAUCCGGUGGCCAGAGUUGAGACAUUUAGUCAUGUAAUAAUCCAGUUUCUGUGAACAAGUUAGCGACCCUCUGGAUGGCAAUUGUGCAGAACUUUCCAGUGUUAGAUUCUCCUGACUUUUGGAGAAUUUUAUAGGAAGCAGUUGAAAAACCGAAAUAAGCAUUAGGGCUUUAGGCUCUUGUGUGUAGAGUGCACUGCCUUCCCUGAUUGGACUAUAAGGUAAGAGUCCCUGCACGUGACCGUUAAAAAUUAUUUCCUUGUUACAUUCUCUGGAAGCAUGCCAGUGCGGUCCACUGGGAUGGCUAGGAAUGUCACUUCUGUGAAUGACAUCUGAGUUAUCAUGGAGCAGUCACUGAGGAGUCCUGCUAGAAUAGAAGUCGGCCCCUAACGGCCUGCUGGCCUCUUCUGUUCGCUCAGUCCACACUUAGCACUGGCUACCUACACCUGUACCAGUUUGCUUGAAAGUUAGGGAAAAAAAAAAUUUUGGCAGUGUGCAGCUCUAUUCUAAAGAAUGUCAGACAGGGUUGGUUUUUGUUUUUGUUUUGCCAGUCUGUUUGUUUUUCAGUAGAACUCCCUGGUAGCUGUAAUGUCACAGAAUGGCUUAGGCUAAGAGGGCCUGAAAGGGAGCGGAAAGAGAGCGCGAGUGUGGACGAGUGCGGUGUGGUUUGGUGUGGGUCUGUGACUAACCUGGGACACCUCUGGCAGUUGGGGUUAAUUUUGUGCUUUUCCUUUCAUACGUCACUGAAAAGAUAGGCAAGGUAAGUGGGCAUCUUUUAAUUGCUUGAGGACUUUUAAACUAAAGUAUUUUAAUGAUUUUGCAUUGUAUGUUUAGGCUCAAGGGUCUUUUUUUCCUGAAUCGUGUUUGCCUAAACUAGGACCUUUCUGACAGUAGUAUUUAGACAACAUUAAGAAGAUUUAUUCACACAGGUCAAGAAAAUUCCCUUGUUCUCUCACAAAUAUCGCUGCUGUUUCUUAAAAGUAUUUGUAUUAAUAGAGACUCCAUUGGACUUUAGGAAGUACUAAUUUUUUUUUUUCUUCUGCAUUUCAGUUACAGAAAAACUCAACUCAACUCAAAUGAACAUUAAUGCAUGCUUUCUAAUUGGCUAGUGCUUAACUGUUAGGGGUUUAGUAGCUAAUACAAGCAACCACACAAGAAGAUCUGACUUUGCAGGCAGGUUUUUCUCUGUGUCUCUGACACAGGAAGUGAUGCUUACUGCUGUUUGUUGUUUCUUCCGGUAGGAUAUGCAUGAAGGGUUUAAAGUUCCAUGAUUGAUUUGUUUAAACCAGUAAAUGCCGUUAUCAUUUUAACUCAAAAUUGUGUCACCAAAUACUACAACAGAGAUCGUGGAAACACAUUGAAAUCUUCUCUUUGAGUAUGGCUGCUUUAACUGUAUGUAGCUUUUCUCAAGCAAUCAAGUUUAACAAGUUGACCCAUAAAAUAAUAGGUCAAUUCAGAUAGUGUCAAUUCAGACGUUUUGAGGUGUGGUUUAAAAGGAACGCUUACAUUUUGAUCUCACAGAACUCUUUCAGAUAACCGUUUAACAGACCAUAAGAGAAGCAUGUUAUGUCAUAUAUUAAUUUCAUGUUGGGGAAUUGUAAAAGGACUCUUGAUACCCAAAAUUAAUGAACUUAAGAUCAAUUAUUACUUAGAAGGUAGAGACGCCAUAGCUCCAUGGAAAAUUUUCAGAAAAUGGAGCUGUAAUUGUAUUUUGAGGGUUUUCGCUCUUAGGAAGUGGCCUCGUGUCCACUACCAACAAACCCCAUCACCGCUGCACACAUUUGUAACACCAAGCUGAUGCGAGGAGAAGCUUCCAUAGCUAAGAAAGUUAUACCCACCAGUCAUAGAUUUCUAUUCCAAAAAAGAAAAGCUUCCUGUUUUAUUGUAGUGGAACAUUUCUUCAGUAGUGAGCUUUGGUAUGAAGUGGCUUUGUCUCAGACUCUAGCUGAGGGCAUUUAGUUGUUGGGGCUGGAAGGAUACCUCGACGUGGCCCCGACCAGGGAAACCUGACAAAACAUCACAGAUGCGUCAUUAGUGGCACGUUCCUCCCCUUAACGGUAAUGACAAACAAGAUGAAAAUACAGACCAAUCCAUGGCAAUUUAGGUAAAUUGACCUAUUAAAGGAAAUACAGAUAGUAUGCUACAUGUCACAGAAUGAGAAUGUUGUUUCUGAUAACAGCCUUUUAUAUCUUAAAGAGAUUGAGAGACCAGGAGUUAUCUUGGAUCGACUUUGGGUAGAGAGAAAGGAAGCUGUGCAAGGUAGCUUGGCCUUGUAGCCCCAGUGCUUCCUGAUUUUUCUUUGGCAAGGUAGAGCUAACUAAUGAUGACUUUAAUCCUACUAAUUGCAUCUGGAAUUAGUAUGUACCAUGCUCUGUUCUAAAUGCUGUACGUGAAUUCUGUCAUGCGAUCUAAUUCCCUCAUGUGAUCUUCACAGAAUACUUAGGAGGUAGUUAGCUGUCAUGAAUCCCGUUCUGCAGACCAGGUAACUGAGGUCCACAAAAUAAGUUGUUGUUCCAGGUCACCUACUGAGAACCGGGGCUACCUGAAAAACUCAGCACUCAACUCCAGGGCUCGCAAGGUCAAACUGCCUCCCGUGACGUCGGGAGGGUCACAGAUGGCAGAACCCCUGCUGGUUCUUGCUCUGCCCUGACCUGGAAUUGCUUCUGGGCAGGGCUGACCUGGAAGGCCAGAAGAGGAACCUCUGGCCCCCACUGCUACUCCCACUGGCCUAAACCACUAACAAGUCUGUUAAUAGGAUGUUACCCCACAUCCCCUUGAGUCGGACUGCACCUCUGCAGUCACGGCUGUGUAGGACUAAGGGCUCAGAGCCUCAGACGACUCAUUUGAUGGUCAUAUUCAACCGAGUUUGUGUCGUGAGCUACCUCAGAUGCCCUCUUGAGAGCAGAGAGAGCAGAAACAAGCGACGUUCCAGCAGGCAGGUGAAGCGGAAGCGAUACACGGAAGACUUGGAGUUCAAGAUUUCCGACGAGGAAGCAGAUGAUGCAGACGCUGCUGGGAGAGACUCCCCCUCCAACACCUCGCAGUCAGAGCAGCAGGAAUCUGUUGAUGCAGAAGGUCCAGUGGUAGAAAAAAUCAUGAGCAGUCGUUCAAUAAAAAAACAGAAGGACUCUGGAGAGGAGAUAGAAGUUGAGGAAUUCUACGUGAAAUACAAAAACUUCUCUUAUCUUCAUUGUCAAUGGGCAUCUGUAGAAGAUCUGGAGAAAGAUAAGAGAAUUCAGCAAAAGAUCAAACGAUUUAAGGCAAAGCAGGGCCAGAACAAAUUCCUUUCAGAGAUUGAAGAUGAGCUUUUUAAUCCAGAUUAUGUGGAGGUUGACCGGAUAAUGGACUUUGCACGAAGCACAGAUGAACGGGGAGAGCCUGUGACUCACUACCUGGUGAAGUGGUGUUCCCUGCCUUACGAAGACAGCACGUGGGAACUAAGGCAGGACAUAGAUCAAGCAAAGAUCGAAGAGUUUGAGAAACUAAUGUCCAGGGAGCCAGAAACAGAGCGUGUGGAGCGACCUCCUGCUGAUGACUGGAAGAAAUCGGAGAGUUCCAGGGAGUACAAAAACAAUAACAAACUCAGGGAAUACCAGUUGGAGGGAGUAAACUGGCUACUUUUCAAUUGGUACAACAUGCGAAACUGCAUUUUAGCAGAUGAAAUGGGUUUGGGAAAAACUAUCCAGUCCAUUACAUUUCUCUAUGAGAUAUAUUUGAAAGGAAUCCAUGGCCCUUUUUUAGUAAUUGCCCCAUUGUCCACAAUCCCCAACUGGGAAAGGGAAUUCCGUACCUGGACAGAGUUGAACGUGGUUGUGUAUCAUGGGAGUCAAGCUAGUCGUCGGACCAUUCAGUUGUAUGAAAUGUACUUCAAAGAUCCCCAGGGUCGAGUGAUAAAGGGGUCCUAUAAGUUUCAUGCCAUCAUCACUACAUUUGAGAUGAUUUUGACGGAUUGUCCUGAGCUGCGGAAUAUUCCAUGGCGCUGUGUCGUCAUUGAUGAAGCCCACAGGCUGAAGAAUAGGAACUGCAAGCUUCUGGAGGGGCUCAAGAUGAUGGACUUGGAGCACAAAGUGCUGCUGACGGGGACCCCCCUACAGAACACGGUGGAGGAACUCUUCAGCCUGCUUCAUUUCUUGGAACCGAGUCGUUUCCCUUCAGAAACCACCUUCAUGCAAGAAUUUGGUGAUCUGAAAACAGAAGAGCAGGUGCAAAAACUCCAGGCUAUUCUAAAGCCAAUGAUGUUGAGACGUCUCAAGGAGGAUGUAGAGAAGAACCUGGCCCCCAAAGAAGAAACCAUUAUUGAAGUUGAGCUCACGAACAUUCAGAAGAAAUAUUACCGAGCCAUCCUUGAGAAGAAUUUCACAUUUCUCUCCAAAGGCGGUGGCCAAGCUAACGUACCUAACCUUUUAAACACUAUGAUGGAGCUCCGGAAGUGCUGCAAUCACCCAUACCUUAUUAACGGUGCUGAAGAGAAAAUUUUGGAAGAGUUUAAAGAAACACACAAUGCAGACUCUCCAGAUUUUCAGCUCCAGGCGAUGAUCCAGGCUGCUGGCAAGCUAGUGCUGAUUGACAAACUACUGCCAAAACUGAAGGCUGGUGGCCACAGGGUGCUUAUCUUUUCCCAGAUGGUGCGCUGCUUGGACAUACUGGAAGACUACCUCAUUCAAAGACGGUACCCGUACGAGAGGAUCGACGGCAGAGUGAGAGGCAACCUCCGCCAGGCAGCUAUCGACAGAUUCUCCAAACCCGAUUCUGAUAGGUUUGUUUUCCUCCUGUGUACACGGGCAGGAGGCUUAGGCAUUAAUCUUACUGCUGCUGACACCUGCAUCAUCUUCGAUUCCGACUGGAAUCCCCAAAAUGAUCUCCAGGCUCAGGCUAGAUGUCAUAGAAUAGGACAGAGCAAAUCUGUGAAAAUCUACAGGCUGAUCACAAGAAACUCUUACGAAAGGGAAAUGUUUGACAAGGCUAGUCUGAAGCUCGGCCUGGACAAAGCUGUGCUGCAGUCCAUGAGUGGGAGAGAAAACGCUACCAACGGGGUCCAACAACUUUCCAAGAAAGAAAUAGAGGAUCUUCUGCGAAAGGGGGCCUACGGUGCACUCAUGGAUGAGGAGGACGAAGGGUCUAAGUUCUGCGAAGAAGAUAUUGACCAGAUUCUCCUGCGGCGAACCCACACUAUCACCAUUGAGUCUGAAGGCAAAGGUUCCACGUUUGCUAAGGCCAGUUUUGUUGCAUCUGGAAACAGGACAGACAUUUCCUUGGAUGAUCCAAAUUUCUGGCAAAAGUGGGCUAAGAAGGCUGAAUUGGAUAUUGAUGCCUUAAACGGGAGGAACAACCUGGUUAUUGACACUCCAAGAGUGAGGAAGCAAACCAGGCUGUACAGUGCAGUGAAAGAAGACGAGCUGAUGGAGUUUUCAGACUUGGAAAGUGAUUCCGAAGAGAAGCCUUGCACGAAGCCGCGGCGGCCCCAGGACAGGUCCCAGGGCUACGCGAGGAGUGAGUGCUUUAGAGUUGAGAAGAAUCUGCUCGUCUAUGGCUGGGGACGGUGGACAGACAUCCUUUCGCACGGGCGCUACAAGCGUCAGCUCACUGAGCAAGACGUCGAAACCAUCUGCAGGGCCAUCCUCGUGUACUGCCUCAAUCAUUACAAGGGGGAUGAGAAUAUCAAAAGCUUCAUCUGGGAUUUGAUCACGCCCACGGCGGACGGCCAGACGCGAGCCUUGGUCAACCAUUCUGGUUUAUCGGCCCCGGUGCCCAGGGGAAGGAAAGGAAAGAAGGUGAAAGCCCAGAGCACCCAUCCGGUGGUGCAGGAUGCCGACUGGCUGGCGGGUUGCAACCCGGAUGCCUUGUUCCAGGAGGACAGCUACAAGAAACACCUGAAGCACCACUGCAAUAAGGUCCUGCUGCGUGUCCGCAUGCUGUACUACCUAAGACAAGAAGUUAUAGGAGACCAGGCAGAUAAGAUUUUAGAGGGUGCUGACUCAAGUGAGGCUGAUGUGUGGAUCCCUGAACCCUUCCAUGCGGAAGUCCCCACAGAUUGGUGGGAUAAGGAAGCAGAUAAGUCCCUCCUAAUUGGAGUGUUCAAACACGGCUACGAGAAGUACAAUUCCAUGCGAGCUGACCCCGCACUGUGCUUCCUGGAACGAGUCGGGAUGCCCGAUGCCAAGGCCAUAGCUGCCGAGCAAAGAGGAACAGACAUGCUAGCAGAUGGCGGUGACGGGGGAGAAUUUGAUAGAGAAGAUGAAGACCCGGAAUAUAAACCAACCAGGACUCCAUUCAAGGAUGAAAUAGACGAAUUUGCAAAUUCUCCUCCAGAAGAUAAGGAAGAAUCCAUGGAGAUCCGCUCCACAGGCAAGCACAGCGAGAGUAAUGCUGAGUUAGGCCAACUUUACUGGCCCAACACCUCGACCCUGACCACCCGUCUGCGCCGGCUCAUUACUGCCUAUCAGCGCAGCUAUAAAAGGCAACAAAUGAGGCAAGAGGCUCUAAUGAAGACUGACCGGCGGAGACGGCGGCCUCGGGAGGAAGUGAGAGCACUAGAAGCGGAAAGGGAAGCUAUAAUAUCUGAGAAACGGCAAAAGUGGACAAGAAGAGAAGAGGCUGAUUUUUACCGUGUGGUAUCUACUUUUGGAGUUAUUUUUGACCCCAUGAAACAGCAGUUUGACUGGAACCAAUUUCGAGCCUUUGCCAGACUUGACAAAAAGUCUGACGAGAGUUUGGAGAAAUACUUCAGUUGUUUUGUGGCCAUGUGUAGGCGAGUGUGUCGAAUGCCCACUAAGCCAGAUGAUGAACCACCUGACCUCUCCUCCAUGAUUGAGCCAAUCACAGAAGAGCGUGCCUCUAGAACUCUCUACCGCAUCGAACUGCUGCGGAAAAUACGCGAGCAGGUUCUUCAUCACCCUCAGCUGGGAGAGAGGCUGAAGCUCUGCCAGCCGAGUUUGGAUUUGCCAGAGUGGUGGGAAUGUGGGAGGCAUGACCGGGACUUGCUGGUCGGCGCUGCUAAACACGGGGUCAGCCGGACGGACUAUCACAUCCUCAAUGACCCUGAGUUAUCUUUCUUGGAUGCGCACAAAAACUUUGCCCAGAACCGAGGGGCAGGUAACCUGUCCUCCCUGACUCCACUGGCCGUUGGAUUUGGCCAGACUCCUGCCGUCCUCCCGUCUGCUCAUGCCCAGGAAGAGAAGGCUGCGGGACAAAGCGAGGGCAAAGCGGAGGAGUCUGGCGGCAUGACCACCCAAGAGAAACCCGAGGGGAAGGAGGAGGAAGAAGAGACCGACGGCAGGGAGAAGGACAGUAAGCAGGGCUGUGAGGCCGAGGCGAGCUCUGUGAAAAGUGACCUGAAAGGGAUGGAGGUCGGUGCCGACACAGGGCCCAAGUCUAUUUCGGAAAAAGGUUCUGAAGAGGACGAAGAAGAAAAGCUGGAGGAUGAUGAUAAGUCAGAAGAGUCUUCCCAGCCUGAAGCAGGAGCUGUCUCUAGAGGGAAGAAUUUCGAUGAAGAAAGCAAUGCCUCCAUGAGCACCGCUAGGGAUGAAACCCGAGAUGGGUUCUACAUGGAGGAUGGAGACCCUUCAGUAGCUCAGCUCCUUCACGAAAGAACAUUUGCCUUCUCAUUUUGGCCUAAGGACCGAGUAAUGAUAAACCGAUUAGACAACAUCUGUGAAGCCGUGCUGAAAGGCAAAUGGCCAGUAAAUAGGCGCCAGAUGUUUGAUUUCCAGGGCCUCAUCCCUGGUUACACGCCACCCACCAUGGACAGUCCCCUGCAGAAGAGGAGCUUUGCCGAGCUCUCCAUGGUCGGCCAAGCUAGCAUUAGUGGGAGCGAGGACCUCACGACUUCUCCUCAGUUGUCAAAGGAAGACGCCCUAAACCUCUCUGUCCCUCGCCAGCGGAGGAGGAGGAGGAGAAAAAUUGAAAUUGAGGCCGAGAGAGCGGCCAAGCGGCGAAACCUCAUGGAAAUGGUUGCUCAGCUGAGGGAGUCUCAAGUGGUCUCAGAAAACGGACAAGAAAAAGUUGUAGAUUUAUCAAAGGCCUCAAGAGAGGCAGCAAGCUCUACCUCAAAUUUUUCGUCUCUUACUUCAAAGUUUAUCUUGCCUAACGUCUCGACACCGGUGUCGGAUGCCCUUAAGACUCAAAUGGAGCUGCUCCAGGCAGGCCUGUCACGCACACCCACGAGGCACCUGCUUAACGGCUCCCUGGUGGAUGGAGAGCCUCCCAUGAAGAGGAGGCGGGGAAGGAGGAAAAACGUGGAGGGUCUUGAUCUGCUUUUCAUGAGCCACAAACGGACGUCAUUGAGUGCAGAGGAUGCUGAGGUGACCAAAGCUUUCGAAGAAGACAUAGAGACCCCACCUACAAGAAACAUUCCUUCUCCUGGACAGCUGGACCCAGACACGCGGAUCCCCGUGAUAAAUCUUGAAGACGGGACUAGGCUGGUGGGGGAGGACGCUCCUAAAAAUAAGGACUUAGUUGAAUGGCUGAAGCUGCAUCCUACUUACACUGUUGAUAUGCCAAGUUAUGUACCAAAGAAUGCGGAUGUGCUGUUUUCCUCAUUUCAGAAACCGAAACAGAAACGACAUAGAUGUCGAAACCCUAAUAAAUUGGAUAUAAACACUUUGACAGGAGAAGAAAGGGUGCCUGUUGUCAAUAAACGAAAUGGAAAGAAGAUGGGUGGAGCUAUGGCACCUCCGAUGAAGGACCUGCCCAGGUGGCUGGAAGAGAACCCUGAAUUUGCAGUCGCUCCAGACUGGACUGAGAUAGUGAAGCAGUCUGGUUUUGUUCCCGAGUCGAUGUUUGACCGCCUUCUCACCGGCCCCGUGGUGAGGGGGGAAGGAGCGAGCAGGAGAGGACGAAGGCCCAAGAGCGAGAUCGCCAGGGCGGCCGCGGCGGCCGCGGCGGCCUCCACCUCCGGAAUCAACCCCCUGUUGGUGAACAGCCUGUUUGCCGGGAUGGACCUCACGAGCCUUCAGAACCUCCAGAACCUCCAGUCUCUCCAGCUCGCGGGGCUCAUGGGCUUCCCUCCAGGACUGGCGACGGCGGCCGCCGCCGCCGGAGGCGACGCCAAGAACCCUGCGGCCGUGCUGCCCCUGAUGCUGCCGGGCAUGGCGGGCCUGCCCAACGUGUUCGGACUGGGCGGGCUGCUGAACAACCCGCUCUCCGCUGCUGCUGGCAACGCCGCCGCCGCCGCCGCCGCCGCCGCCGCCGCCGCCGCCGCUGCUGCUCCCGGGCAGGGAGAGCCGGAGGACGGCGCCCCGAAAGCGGAAGAGAAAGGCAACGAGAACGAAGACGAGAACAAAGACUCCGAGAAAAGCACAGAUGCUGUUUCGGCUACUGACUCUGCGAAUGGAUCUGUUGGUGCUGCUACUGCCCCGGCCGGAUUGCCCUCCAACCCGCUCGCCUUCAACCCUUUCCUCCUGUCCACCGUGGCGCCAGGCCUCUUCUACCCGUCCAUGUUUCUACCUCCGGGACUGGGGGGAUUGACACUGCCUGGGUUCCCCGCGUUAGCAGGACUCCAGAACGCCGUGGGCUCCAGCGAAGAGAAGGCCCCCGACAAGGCCGAGGGGGGCGCCUUCCAGGAAGAGGAGAACCUGGACGGCAGCGACGCCGAGGAGAACCCGGAAAAGACCGCGGGGUCCUCCGUCUUCGAAGACGAAGGAGCACAGGGUGAAGAGCUGGACUCGCUCGAUGGGGGGGAUGAACUAGAAAACAACGAAAAUGAUGAAUAACCAGUACCAGUUCCAGUUCAAGUGUUUAAAACUUUUGACAAGUGGUAGUCCUACUGUUUACACUCACAGUUAAUGUUCAUACCUAGUUUUAUAAGCUGUUCUGUAACAUAGUGUAGCAAAAAAGAAAAAGAAAAAAAAAAAAAAGUCCAAGUCAUGUUAUACAGGUGUGUCAAAAGGUAUCUUGGUCAUUAAGUAUUGUGCAGUGCAUUAUUUAUUAUCCCUAGGAGAGAUGAAAUUUGAGAGGUGAUCAUGUCUUUUUAAGGAAACUUACAUAAUGCUCUGCUUCUUCUUUUUUUUUUUUUUUCCUUUUGGUACCAUUGGUAUUAUAAUAAAGAGCAAUUUGUAACUGAGUGGCACUAAUGGAAGGAAGUGCUGCUCAAAGGAAGUAUGAAGUUAUAUAUUUAAUUUUUUAAUUUUAAUUUUUUUGCUGUGAAGGUCAAGAUGAAAUUUACCAUACAUAUCAUACUUGCUCAUUUGUUUCCCUUUUGACUGUACGGGGGUUCCCACACUUGCGCAUCCACACACAUCCAUACACUCUGACAA